Molecule: messenger RNA, 348 nt
Organism: Durusdinium trenchii
Lineage: Eukaryota; Dinophyceae; Suessiales; Symbiodiniaceae
Source: the annotation of a GenBank genome assembly
AUGAGGUUCAAGAUGAUGAUCUACCCGGAGAUGGUCAAUGAGGGCAAAGGUGGCAGCUGCUUCAGGAAAUCCAAAGGACGAGGCUAUGUGCAGAUCAAAUGCGAAGCCGAGCUUGAGGAGUCUGUGGCGUGGGUCUCAUUUCGAAUCUCCAUCGGCAGUGGCAGUAAGACCGUUGGACCUCGGGGGCCGAGAUAUCACAACUUCUCGCAGAGUGCGGUCACCGGCCUCGAGGAGGGCCCAACCAAAGAUGAGCAUAUCUGGGACUUCACCGAAGUUUUGGAUGAAGCAUCUCAGACAUUCGUGGUUUGCUUGGAGAUUGUACCUGGAGGCAAAGGUCCUGGCAAGUAG